AUGGUCGGGGCCGACGGUGCCAAAGUCAGUAACUCAAUCGAUGGUCUGGCUAUUUGUCCGGAGGCUGCACAUAAGAUGCGUUACCGCUUGCUUGUGUGCAGCUCCCAGGCGACCAGUGAGGCGAGCUCAAUCAAACGCGCGUGGCAAGGAAAGAUCAUGACGUACCUGGAGACCGACCACGCCUCAUUCUCCGAGUACAGCGACCACAACACUUUUGUGGCAACGUCUCCAAGGCGGAAGAAGCCCACGCCAUCGCGGAUGACCUACUACCGGGAGCUCGCGGAGAAUCAUUUGUGA
This is a messenger RNA of Phytophthora nicotianae INRA-310, 297 nucleotides long. RefSeq lists its product as hypothetical. The transcript has 2 exons. The record is from RefSeq and is a predicted model, not a curated record. Bases 1 to 297 code for a protein of 98 amino acids. NCBI's taxonomy places the organism in Eukaryota, Oomycota, Peronosporomycetes, Peronosporales, Peronosporaceae.